CCUCACUACACGCUCACACUUCUUGGCAGCACUCGGGCUGCUACAAACAAGAGGAAAAAGUACUUAACAAGUCGGUCGCCAAAGAACUUCGAAACGGCCGUAAACCGACCGCUUCCACGGAUACCACGCGCUCGGCUUUCGUUCAAAAGAGCCAAUUCGGACAAACGUUGAAGGUAAUUCCAGACAGUCGGGCCGUGUCUCAACCCUCUGAACUUCUCCUCGACGCCACCUUUUUUUUUUUCUUUCUCGUCUGGGCCUCCACCCCCCCCCCCCCCCCCCUCCCCUCCGGGCCGCCUAGAGGGACGGGCACAGCGCCAUGGUAACUCACAGCAAGUUUGACACCGCGAUGAGCAGCAGCCUCCUGGACUCCGGUAUGCGGUUCCCCCAGCGUUACAAGACGUUUGCCUCCAAGGCGCAGUACCAGAUGGUCCUCGCCACGCUCCACAAGCUCCAGGAGAGCGGCUUCUACUGGGCCGCCAUCACCGGCAAGGACGCCAACGCCAUGCUGGCGGACGAGACCAUCGGCACGUUCCUCGUCAGGGACAGCUCCGACAACCGGCACCUGUUCGCCCUCAGCGUCAAGACGGCGUCGGGCACCAAGAACCUGCGCAUCCAAUGUGACGCUUCCUCUUUUUACCUGCAGACGGACCCCAAGAACAUUCACUCGGUGCCCCACUUUGACUGCAUCCUCAAGCUGGUCCAUUUUUACAUGCCCCAGAACAAAGGGAACUCUCGCAGUGGGAAUAUGUACUUCAUUUACUCCGGAGGGGAGAGGAUCCCUCUGGAACUCGUCAAACCUCUCUCCUGUAGCUUAUCCACCUUGCAGCACUUGUGCAGGAAAACGGUCAAUGGACAUUUGGACAUUUCUGGUAAAAGAGACCAACUUCCUCAUCCUCUUAGGGAGUUCCUCCAAGAGUAUGACGCGCCUAUCUAGAUGUGUAGGACUGAUGCUCUCGACGGGGAAAAAGGCAGAAUAAGCUGGACGGGUUCAAAGACGCACGCGGUGUCUUGAGGAGUGUCAGCCGGUCCCUGUUCCAGUAAGAGACACUGGAUUGGGGACCAAUCCACGAAGAAGGGGGGGGCGGGGCCAAGAGAAAGCAGGCACAGCUGUAUUCUGGUGGUGUGAAAGAGAGACGCCCGCGUCCUCCUCUGCCUCACUGAUGACAUUCAGCUUACCGAAAGCUGAAGUGAGACUCUCAGUCAGCUGUCUACGGUCUGAUGACACACAACUUCCCCCCCCCCCCACCCCCCCGCUGCUGCUCACCAAGUGAGCUGUGGGGCUGCCGGUAUCACACGCAACAGCCUCGCGGAAUCCACCAUCAAUCAAAGCUGCUCAAAGGCAGGUCGCACACGUCAUUUCUAGUAUCCUGGGAUCUCCGACCACUAUGGAAAUUCACAGAGAAUGGAAACCUAAAAACAGCCAACCAGUGGACGCGGCUGGCCUGCAGGGUGCAUAGUUGUACUUGCCACAACGGAAAACACUUUAAAAAACAUAUCAGACUCUUACAAGAUGGUUUUAAGACCAGAAAAUAUUGAAAGAAGACGCCAAAUUAGACUAGCAGCUUGAUGAGACGACAACGUGACUGAAUCCCAUGGGAUCUUACUUGAGACAACAGCACCACUUCUAAAUAUGCCUUCAGUGGUGAGGACAUAGAUAUCCAGAUGCCAAAAGAUGUGUUUGGUAUUAGUGGCACAGACAGAAUUGCCAUUAUUUGCAAGUGAAUGUAUUAAACAUGGUAUCUGACUUUUUCCAACAAGGAGAAGAGUCCACAUGGGUCGUAUUUUUAUGAGUUUAAAGAAAUGCCGAUUGUUUUUGGUGCUGUCUUUUAUAAAGAUGUAUCUUUGCUUGCCAAACCACCACCACUGAAGAGAUGUGUUUGACAAAGAAAACAGACUGAUACAACUUUGCACUUAUUUAUAUUUGUAUGAACAUUUCAUUAAUUUAUAAUAAAACGUCCAUAUUUUUCUAUGAAA
Messenger RNA from Pungitius pungitius (ninespine stickleback), 1974 nucleotides. It is a transcript of the gene socs3a, whose product is annotated as suppressor of cytokine signaling 3a. The coding region runs from base 317 to 934 and encodes 205 amino acids. The record is from RefSeq and is a predicted model, not a curated record. Gene Ontology annotation, cellular component: phosphatidylinositol 3-kinase complex. The transcript has 2 exons. Lineage: Eukaryota; Metazoa; Chordata; Actinopteri; Perciformes; Gasterosteidae. Gene Ontology annotation, biological process: intracellular signal transduction; phosphatidylinositol phosphate biosynthetic process. Gene Ontology annotation, molecular function: 1-phosphatidylinositol-3-kinase regulator activity.